AUGUGGAGUCGACGAGCGGGGAGUCAAAGGGAGGAUAUGCACUCACCUCAUCCCGAGCUCUGCCAGGGCUUGUCCAUCCUUUUCCGAGCGCAAAAUCUUUACGAUUUCACGAUUGGGUUUGCGAAGGCCACAUCUGACCUUAUGUCCGAGAAUCGCGCGAGAGGACUUGCUUCCUACACCAUCCGCAGCGACCACCACAUCAGCUUCCAGUUGCUGGCUUUCGAGAAUGACCCCGGUCUUGCCACUGCCGCCGUCUUCGGAAUAAUGCACCAGCUACUCGGAGUAUUUCACAGAUAUACCAGCCCUCUCUGUCUGGUAGACUAG
This is a messenger RNA of Penicillium chermesinum, 324 nucleotides long. RefSeq lists its product as uncharacterized. The record is from RefSeq and is a predicted model, not a curated record. Bases 1 to 324 code for a protein of 107 amino acids. The transcript has a single exon. Lineage: Eukaryota; Fungi; Ascomycota; Eurotiomycetes; Eurotiales; Aspergillaceae.